Erinaceus europaeus (western European hedgehog) is the source of this 4099-nucleotide messenger RNA. It is a transcript of the gene GRM2, whose product is annotated as glutamate metabotropic receptor 2. Lineage: Eukaryota; Metazoa; Chordata; Mammalia; Eulipotyphla; Erinaceidae. The record is from RefSeq and is a predicted model, not a curated record. The transcript is spliced from 6 exons. Gene Ontology annotation, cellular component: membrane. Gene Ontology annotation, biological process: regulation of synaptic transmission, glutamatergic; G protein-coupled glutamate receptor signaling pathway. Bases 220 to 2841 code for a protein of 873 amino acids. Gene Ontology annotation, molecular function: group II metabotropic glutamate receptor activity.
CCGCCGAACCAGCCAGCGAGCGGGCGCUGCAACCCGCGCCCCGCGCCCCGCUCCUCUCCGCUGCUCUCCGCGCCAGAGCCGGGCGCGCCAGGAACGGGGCCCCUUCUCAUCUCUUUCCCUGUCCGUGCUUUCCUCCCCUUUUGCUUUUGCUGCUUUUGCUCUCAACCCCUGGAGGCCCAGGACUACUGGACCCACCCACCCACCCACCCCUCUGAGGCCAUGGGUUCUCUGCUUGGGUUCCUGGGACUGCAGCUGCUGUGGGGCAUUGUGGCUGAGGGCCCCACCAAGAAGGUGCUGACCCUGGAGGGGGACCUGGUGCUUGGUGGGCUGUUCCCAGUGCACCAGAAGGGCAGCCCAGCAGAGGAGUGCGGUCCAGUCAACGAGCACCGUGGCAUCCAGCGCCUGGAGGCCAUGCUUUUUGCGCUGGACCGCAUCAACCGCGACCCACAUCUGUUGCCAGGUGUGCGCCUGGGUGCGCACAUACUUGACAGCUGCUCCAAAGACACGCAUGCCCUGGAGCAGGCGCUUGACUUCGUGCGAGCCUCACUCAGCCGAGGCGCUGACGGCUCACGCCACAUCUGCCCUGAUGGCUCUUAUGCCACCCAUGGGGAUGCCCCCACCGCCAUCACUGGUGUCAUCGGUGGCUCCUACAGUGACGUCUCCAUCCAGGUGGCCAACCUCCUGAGGCUAUUUCAGAUCCCACAGAUCAGCUAUGCCUCCACCAGUGCCAAGCUGAGCGACAAAUCCCGCUAUGACUACUUUGCCCGCACGGUGCCUCCCGACUUUUUCCAAGCCAAGGCCAUGGCCGAGAUCCUCCGCUUCUUCAACUGGACCUAUGUGUCCACUGUGGCGUCUGAGGGGGACUAUGGCGAGACAGGCAUCGAAGCUUUUGAGCUGGAGGCCCGCGCCCGCAACAUCUGUGUGGCUACCUCGGAGAAGGUGGGGCGGGCCAUGAGCCGCUCGGCUUUUGAGGGUGUGGUUCGAGCCUUGCUACAGAAACCCAGCGCCCGCGUGGCUGUGCUGUUCACACGCUCCGAGGAUGCCCGCGAACUCCUGGCCGCCGCCCAGCGCCUCAACGCCAGCUUCACCUGGGUGGCCAGCGAUGGCUGGGGGGCACUGGAGAGUGUGGUGGCGGGCAGUGAGCGGGCUGCAGAGGGUGCCAUCACGAUUGAGCUGGCCUCCUACCCCAUCGGAGAUUUUGCCUCCUACUUCCGCAGCCUGGACCCCUGGAACAACAGCCGGAACCCCUGGUUCCGUGAAUUCUGGGAGCAGAGGUUCCGCUGCAGCUUCCGGCAGCGAGACUGUGCGUCCCACUCACUGCGGAUGGUGCCCUUCGAGCAGGAGUCCAAGAUCAUGUUUGUGGUCAAUGCUGUGUAUGCCAUGGCCCAUGCACUGCACAACAUGCACCGGGCCCUGUGCCCCAACACCACCCGCCUCUGUGAUGCCAUGCGGCCUGUCAACGGGCGCCGUCUCUACAAGGACUUCGUGCUCCACGUCAAGUUUGAUGCCCCCUUCCGCCCAGCCGACACCCACAGCGAGGUCCGCUUCGACCGCUUCGGGGACGGCAUCGGCCGAUACAACAUCUUCACCUACCUGCGAGCCGGCGGCGGCAGUCGCUACCGCUACCAGAAGGUGGGCUACUGGGCGGAAGGCCUGACCCUGGACACCAGCCUCAUCCCCUGGGCCUCAGCCUCCAAGGGCAUCCUGCCGGCCUCUCGCUGCAGCGAGCCCUGCCUGCAGAACGAGGUGAAGAGUGUGCAGCCCGGCGAGGUCUGCUGCUGGCUCUGCAUCCCCUGCCAGCCCUACGAGUACCGGCUGGACGAGUUCACCUGCGCCGACUGCGGCCUGGGCUACUGGCCCAACGCCAGCCUGACCGGCUGCUUCGAGCUGCCACAGGAGUACAUCCGCUGGGGCGACGCCUGGGCCGUGGGGCCCGUCACCAUCGCCUGCCUGGGCGCCCUGGCCACCCUCUUCGUGCUGGGCGUCUUCGUGCGGCACAACACCACGCCGGUGGUCAAGGCCUCGGGCCGGGAGCUCUGCUACAUCCUGCUGGGCGGCGUCUUCCUCUGCUACUGCAUGACCUUCGUCUUCAUCGCCAAGCCGUCCACGGCUGUGUGCACCUUGCGGCGCCUGGGGCUGGGCACCGCCUUCUCCGUCUGCUACUCGGCCCUGCUCACCAAGACCAACCGCAUCGCCCGCAUCUUCGGUGGGGCCCGGGAGGGAGCCCAGCGGCCCCGCUUCAUCAGCCCCGCCUCGCAGGUGGCCAUCUGCCUGGCGCUCAUCUCGGGCCAGCUGCUCAUUGUGACGGCUUGGCUGGUGGUGGAGGCCCCGGGCACCGGCAAGGAGACGGCCCCCGAGCGGCGGGAGGUGGUGACCUUGCGCUGCAACCAUCGCGACGCCAGCAUGCUGGGCUCGCUGGCCUACAACGUGCUCCUCAUUGCGCUCUGCACGCUCUACGCUUUCAAGACCCGCAAGUGCCCCGAGAACUUCAACGAGGCCAAGUUCAUCGGCUUCACCAUGUACACCACCUGCAUCAUCUGGCUGGCCUUCCUGCCCAUCUUUUACGUCACGUCCAGUGACUACCGGGUGCAGACCACCACCAUGUGUGUGUCUGUUAGCCUCAGUGGCUCGGUGGUGCUCGGCUGUCUCUUUGCACCCAAGCUGCACAUCAUCCUCUUUCAGCCGCAGAAGAAUGUGGUUACCCACCGGGCACCCACCAGCCGCUUUAGCAGCACCGCCGCCAGGGCCAGCUCCAACCCCGGCCAAGGCUCAGGCUCCCAGUUCGUCCCCACAGUGUGCAAUGGCCAAGAAGUGGUCGACUCCACAACAUCAUCGCUUUGAGGACCCUCGCUCUUGCUCCGACCGGUUGCUCCCCAGACCUGGUGCAAGGGUCGCACCCAGGGCCAGAAGGAAGCUGGCUAGAGCACUGCAAUAAUGCCAACCCCAUGCCUGCCUCCCUCCUUCACCACCCCUCCAUUUACUCCAAGUCUUCAGAGUCAGAAGUCAGGGUCCCUGGCCAGGGAGCCUCGGCAGCAGUCACUCACUGUCCUGCAGCUGUGUCUUCCCCAAGCCAGGGUCCACUCUGUCCUGGGUCCGGGUGGCUGAGGACUGUCGGCCCCACCCGCAAUCAGAAAGGUGCUUCUAGCCCUUCCCUUCCCUCCUUCUAGGGCCUUUUAACUUUUUUAAUAUGUUAUUCUGGGAUGGGGAGGGGGGUUGUGAUGGGGGGUGGCUCUUCCCCCCUGCACAGUAGUCUGUCCUGUGAUUUAUUUUGUAUUAUCUGUAAAUAAAGUGUCUUUAGUAAAAAAAAAAAAAAAAAGAAAAGGAAAAUCCCCUUCCUGUGGCCCAGGGAGGAUUCUUGUGCCCUGUCACAGCUCCCCAAGCUUCAUUUUCUGCCAGUCUCUGUGAAGUAGAGUCUGCCCUGUGCCCAGAGCUAUAGCUCCCUGCCUGGUGGACAUGAAUAAACUUUUUCCCUCAAAAGGGGCCUGCUUUAGAGGACUAUAGUGUGAGAGCGAGGAGUUUAGAUGGACACAGGCACACCUGGCAGUUCAGGGGAACCCUGAGGGGUGUGUGUGUGUGUGUGUGUGUGUGUGUGUGUGUGUGUGUGUGUAUGGGGUGGUGGUGGCAGAAGCAUCAGAUGCUUGAACACCUGGAGUGACGGGCUUCUCCACAGAGAAGCCAUGGUGGGUGCAGAGGCAGGCGGGGGGCCCUGCAUGGAAGGAAUGAACUUCACCUGUUUGCACAGCACAUGCAAAGCCAGAGAGCGCUCAGGAGGGAGAGGGAAGGGCGUGAAGCAGGGAGGGCAUGGCUGGGCAGUGGUGAGGCCAUCAGCUCUCAGCCUGGGGAGAAGGCAAAGAAGAAGCACUUUCUUCAGCGCAAGAUUCCCAGAACCCUUCUGGCCCCUAGACCUGCGGUGAAGCUCUGAGCCUUUGGGCAACUCCUGCAUUACUGUCAGGGGCUCACCAGCAGAGGGCGCUGAGACACAGUGUGGACCGGAUCAAGGGGCAGCAGGUGGCACAGGGUGGCAGGGAGCUCCAGGCUCCGAAUCACAUUGGGACAAAGUCCCACAGUGCGACAGGGGCAGACAGAGGACAUUUGUUAU